Messenger RNA from Thermothelomyces thermophilus ATCC 42464, 757 nucleotides. RefSeq lists its product as uncharacterized. The record is from RefSeq and is a predicted model, not a curated record. The annotation marks the transcript as partial. The transcript has a single exon. NCBI's taxonomy places the organism in Eukaryota, Fungi, Ascomycota, Sordariomycetes, Sordariales, Chaetomiaceae.
GAUGUCCUCAUACCAACCCGUUGAAGAGCAAGGCUACAUAGAGGUCCGCCAUCCCCACGACUCGCACAACGAAGAGUGGGACGACGCCGGGUUAAGGAGUAGGCACCAGUCCACCCCAAGGCAAAGCAAGCAGCCCCUCCCUUCUCCCCACUCAGGAAAGGGCCGCAGCAAGACCAAGGGCAGCAAGACAACCGCUGCCGCCCAGUCAGGCUCAGACACCGAGAGAGAGCCAUCCAAGAUGUCUUCCAGGUCGUCCAGGCUCUCGUCAUCCUCGGCUUCAAGGAAAGACAAGGCCUCAUCAACAAAGACCAAGAAGACCGACGACUGGACCGAGGUGACAGAACCAGACGAGAGGCGACGCAUCCAGAACCGGAUCGCCCAGCGCAAGUUCAGUACGUCGACGCCCACGAGCUCACCAGCUAGCCCAUCCCUCUAACCGAGAUGUACAGGGGAGAAGGCUCGCGAGCAGAAAGACCGCGCCGCCCGGGACGCACAGAACCAGCAAUUCGCCGGCUCGGUCUACCACAUCCCCGACCCAGAAGACUUGAGCUUGGACGAUGGCGGCGACCUGUCGGGCCUGCCCUGGGGCGGCCUCAACAUGCGGCACGUCGUCGCCCGGGGGCACGCGUCCGCGAGCGCGGGCGGCCACAGCCGUUACAGCGGCCACACGGGCGGCAGCAGCGUCAUCCUCACAACAAGCGGCACACCGGGGCCUGUCGACCAGACGAUUUACCAAAUGAACCCGUACGGCUACGCG